GAAGCAUACACACGCCAUACCGCUAGGUAGUUGGCAAACAAACCUACGAUAACCUGGCGUACAAUAUAACAGACGCUAUCUACAGUCAAACGACCUAGUUGGCGUAAAGCUUCAGCCAAGUGCACUACGCAAAAUGACGACCAUCGUAGUGACGAACCCGCAGGUCGGCCCCGACCCGAUGACAAUCACCUGCCCAUCCUGCCAUGCUACGGUACGCACGAAAGUGAAGCACGAAUCGACGACGUCGACUCACGCCUGCGCCCUACUGCUGUGGAUCGUGUGUUGGCCCUGUCUUUGCCUACCGUACUGCUGUAACUCGUGCCGGGACGCCAACCAUUACUGUCCAAGAUGCAACACAUUCAUCGGCUCGUACAAGCAUUGAAGGACGAUCGCUGUUAAUGCAAGCACCCUUAGCUAGCCGUAAAUGAGAGUCAGCAAUCAUUAAUUAGCUGCUUCAGUUAAAAGUGAAAACUGUAUCGUUCUUGGGGUUAUCUAUUUCAUUACCAAGCCGUGAUAGUGCUAGCUAAUUACUGUAAAAAAUUAAAAUUCGUUAGUGAUUUUGAUAGCAAAAAAAAAGACGUAUGAUGAAGCAGGGAACUUUUACUUUAAGGUACAGAAACUUCCUAAUUUGUCUAAUAUAAUUCCCUUGCUUUGUUAUACAACAAAAUAAAUUGUUUUGAAUGAAUCACAUGUUCUCAAUA
Anopheles moucheti is the source of this 701-nucleotide messenger RNA. Its product is annotated as lipopolysaccharide-induced tumor necrosis factor-alpha factor homolog. The record is from RefSeq and is a predicted model, not a curated record. The transcript is spliced from 2 exons. Gene Ontology annotation, molecular function: zinc ion binding. The coding region runs from base 134 to 382 and encodes 82 amino acids. NCBI's taxonomy places the organism in Eukaryota, Metazoa, Arthropoda, Insecta, Diptera, Culicidae.